Linum tenue is the source of this 507-nucleotide messenger RNA. Lineage: Eukaryota; Viridiplantae; Streptophyta; Magnoliopsida; Malpighiales; Linaceae. The record is from the annotation of a GenBank genome assembly.
AUGGCUUCGAUCUCCUCAAAAUUCCCGGCCAAAUCCCUAACCAAGAUCCUAACUUUCAGUCCAAAGAGCGUCAUCUCGCGCACCCUGUCCGCAAUCGCCGCCGCCUCCGAGAUCCGAACCCAGAAGCUGGACCGCAUCGCCGGCGAUCUUCUCGACCUCACGAAGCUUGAGCGCCACGACUACGCUGUCCUCUUCCGCCACAAAAUGGGUCUCAACCGCUACGGCCCGGCCCUCUCCGGACCCAUUUCCUCUGGCCCCGCCGCCGGCGGGUCGGAUUCGAAGCCGGCGGAGAAGACGGCGUUCGACAUCAAGCUGGAGAAGUACGACGCGGCGGCGAAGAUCAAGAUCAUAAAGGAAGUCAGAUCCUUUACCGAUUUGGGUCUGAAAGAGGCGAAAGAAUUGGUGGAGAAAGUGCCUGCGGUUCUGAAGAAAGGGCUUACUAAAGAGGAGGCCACCGCCAUUGUUGAGCAGCUCAAAGAAUUGGGAGCCACCGUGGUAUUGGAAUAA